This is a messenger RNA of Amborella trichopoda, 1994 nucleotides long. RefSeq names its product Tetratricopeptide repeat (TPR)-like superfamily protein. Gene Ontology annotation, molecular function: protein binding. The record is from RefSeq and is a predicted model, not a curated record. Lineage: Eukaryota; Viridiplantae; Streptophyta; Magnoliopsida; Amborellales; Amborellaceae.
UGUGCUCACUGUGAGCACCACUAGCUUAUCACCGUAAAAUAAAUUUGUUGGACAGUUAUGAAGAGGACGUAUUUACGGCACGUAAAUAUUAUUUUCUCUUGUAGAUUUGCUUUGUUGACCCGAAUUUGGAGAAGUCGACCAAGAAGACUUAAAAAGAUUAGGGUUUCGGCUUCCCACCAGAAGCAGCUCUAGGGUUUUGGAGAAGAAAACAAAGCAAACAUGGGCUUUUGAAUUGGAUCCAAAACGAGAAUUUGCAGAGAAAGAAAACUAAGCAUUUCCGGUUCGAAGUAGAAAGAAGAAAAAACCAGGGAGGAAAGAGAUCAAGGUUUCUUCUUCUUACCAGAGGAAGCAGCAAAAGCUUUGGGUUUUUUCUUUUUUUAUCAAUUUUGAACCAGAGCAAGGAGGAGGAGGAGAAAGCAUAACCAAGAGAACCUUCACAAUUAGGGUUUUUCCAAUCCUGCAACUCAAUCUAAUGGAGCUUGAAACUGGAACUCUCGUCCAAGGCCUUGUGCUGAUAUUUGCCCUGGCCCUAGCUUUCUUGGCCUACAACUUCCCUGCUCGCGUCCUAGCUCCGUUGCGAGCUCGAGGUCGUUCAUCGGCUCAAGCCAAACGCCACUUUAUUCAGGGGGCUCAGCUUCUCGCUCAAGCUCGCUCUGCUCCCUCUAAAAAGGACUCUCUCUCGUUAGCCAGGUCCUCACUCAAUCAAGCUGAUCAAGCCCUGACUCUAGAUCCAAAAGACGCAGCAGCUCACAUUCUCAAAGCCCUAGGUCUGCAACUUUUGGGGCAACUUCCUCAAGCCCUAGCCUCUUUGGACAAUGCGCUCUCUCCUCCUGCUCUGAAAAGCCUAGCUAAAUCUGAAAGGGCCGAUGCUUUGUUUAAGAGAGCGGAGAUUAGGCUUAAAAUGGAGCCCAAGAGUCGACAUAGGGCCGAGCUAGCCAUGGCUGAUCUUCUUGCUGGUAUUACGAUGAAGGAGCUAGAGAAUUCUAGGGUUUUUUGCAUGUUGGGAGACUGUUAUUUGAGGAAGGAGAUGGUGGAUGAAGCUAAGAAGGCCUUUGAGAAUGCUUUGAGGCUUGAACCUUCGAGUGAGGAGGCAAAGGCUGGGCUUGCUAGCAUCUCAUGAGGAUUUGGGGUUUUAUUUUCUUGCUGGUUUUAGCGUUUUGGGAAGAACGGGGUUUGCGGUGAUUAGGGUUUUCAGAUAAAUUAAGUUAAUCUUCAGGGGAUGGAGGCUAUGGAUUUUGAUCAUUCAUAAGAAUCAGUUCUUCUCUGACCAUGAAAUAAUUAGUGUUUUCUUGUGAGAUCUGAGAGCUGGUUUUCUUCAAAGUUGCACGAAUAUUGCUAUGUUGUAAUAAUGAGGGUUUUCAUGGGAUCUGAGAUCACCCGUUUCCAUCAAAUUGAGAAUUUGUGGUAGGGUUUUCAUGGGAUCUGAGAUCACUGGUUUCCAUCUAAAUUGAGUAUUUAUCGUUUAGGAUUUAUAUGAGGAAAUUUUUACUUGAUCAUCCCUAAGAAUUAGGUUUCUUUGGCCCCUGAGAACUGGUUCUGUUCGACUUGUGUUGGAGGACUUUAGAAUGCUGUGAUCAUUAAUGAGAGCUAAAUCUUCUCUUCAGAUUUUGAGAACCAAAGAACUGGUUUUGUCAGAUGGGUUACCAAUAAGUGGUUUCCUGUCCAAUGAAACUAGGGUUUUGGGGAAUGGUACUUAGAUUCUCAGUAUAUUAUUUUACCUUUGCAGAACAUGAGCUCAGCGAAAUUGUUCCAAAGAAGUUGCAUUUUUUGGAGAAAUUUGAAAUCUGAAAACUUGAGUUUAACUCAGCUUCCAUCAAUUGGAUUUUGGUUACCGAAGCAAAUUAUCAUCUAUGGAGAUCUUUCAAAACUGAGACUUGUGUUAUUGUUAUCAUUUUGGCUCCCCAAAAUGGCUUACUAUUUCCUGUUUCUAUGUUUGUGAUUGUAUCCAUGAACAAUGUAAGUUUGUAAUAUUUAUUGAGAAUUUUGAUUUCUUC